GCCAGCUCAGGGAGAGCGAGAAUAGAAUAGUCAGCAACCCCGUAUCUAACGUGACCCUAUCAGGGGAAAGCUAAAUAUUCAAAUAGCAGUGAAUUUGUGAGACACAAAGAAGUGAAGAUAAUAAACCAAUAGCUCAGCACCAGUUUCGCCCACGAACCAGCCUUCUUCUCAGUGUCCCGACCAACAAACUCGUACCAUCCUUAAGUUUCCAUCUUCCUCUUCAUCCUUAUCAGGUAAAACUUAUGUAAAAGAAAAUACAAUAACAAAAGAUAGGAUUUUUGGAUUAUGGGUGACUCUGUGGAUUUAUGUUGGGUAAAUAUAUGUUGAAUGAAUGUAGAAAUGGAGCUGUGCGUGGAAGAGAGAGCAUUUAAAUCAAGUUUGCGUGGAGAGUUGCCGGAGAAAUCGACGCAGCAAGCGUUUUUGGACGACUAUUGUUGUGCUAUCGGGGUUCCAGGCGAGGAUUUCUUCGUGGAUGACCUUCUGGACUUGUCUAAUGCAGAGUUUGAAGAUGGGAACGUCGUGGGACAAGAAGAGGAACAACUCGUAAAAGAUUCCCUUUCCGGCUCGUCCUCCCAGGAACAAGCCGGCGAUGAUAGUUCCAAUUCCACCCAUUUCUCUGGCACCGCUGAGUCUGAGUCUCAUCUCGCCAGCGAACUUGCCGUUCCUGAUGAUGAUUUGGCAGAGCUUGAAUGGGUUUCCCACUUUGUUGACGAUUCCCCGUCAGGCUUCUCUCUUUCGUAUGUCGCCGGAAAACAGAAAGCUGAAACUCUUACUACGACCCGGUCCCAACAACCGGAGAGCAGACCGAGACCGAGUUCAACAAGACCUCCAUGUUUUUCCUCGGCGGUUCCUUCGAAAACCAGAACCAAACGGGCCAGGACCAGUAAUCGCGUUUGGACACUCGGGUCGGGGCUCACUGAGUCACCGCCACCGUCUUCAGCAUCUUCUCCCGGGUUUUCUUCGAUACCUUGUCUUAUCUUCACCAACACCUUCCAAAAGAUGGAGCUAUUCGCGUUUGCUGAACCGCCAACGAAGAAGCAGAAGAAGAAACCCAGGGUUCUGACCGGUGGGACCCUGUUUCAGCGAAGGUGCAGCCAUUGCCAGGUGCAGAAGACCCCCCAGUGGAGAACCGGCCCGCUGGGUCCCAAAACGCUCUGUAACGCAUGUGGGGUACGGUUUAAGUCUGGACGGCUUUUCCCGGAGUACAGACCGGCAUGUAGUCCUACUUUUUCUGGCAAUAUUCACUCGAAUAGCCACCGCAAAGUGUUGGAGAUAAGGAAGAGAAAGGAGAUGGUGACUGAACCAGGAUCAGGGUUGACACAGAUGGUUCCAAGUUUUUGAUAAUUUAACCCAGAAUACAUGCGAGAAUCGGAGUUAAGAGACUUGUAACAGUAUCAUAGGAAGGUUCUUAAUUAUAGCUCUUCUAGUCUUCUUUUUCUUGGUAUUUUUUUUUAAUUAUUAUUUUAAGGUUUAAACUUAGCUAGUAUUUGUAUUUUGUUCUAAUGUUUAGUUCAAUUAUUUGAUUAUUUUUCC
This is a messenger RNA of Juglans microcarpa x Juglans regia, 1533 nucleotides long. Its product is annotated as GATA transcription factor 5-like. Gene Ontology annotation, molecular function: sequence-specific DNA binding; zinc ion binding. The record is from RefSeq and is a predicted model, not a curated record. Lineage: Eukaryota; Viridiplantae; Streptophyta; Magnoliopsida; Fagales; Juglandaceae. The transcript has 2 exons. Gene Ontology annotation, biological process: positive regulation of DNA-templated transcription. The coding region runs from base 328 to 1341 and encodes 337 amino acids. Gene Ontology annotation, cellular component: nucleus.